Balaenoptera acutorostrata (minke whale) is the source of this 1631-nucleotide messenger RNA. Its product is annotated as RAD52 motif-containing protein 1-like. The coding region runs from base 1 to 813 and encodes 270 amino acids. The record is from RefSeq and is a predicted model, not a curated record. Gene Ontology annotation, molecular function: RNA binding. Gene Ontology annotation, cellular component: nucleolus. The transcript has 6 exons. NCBI's taxonomy places the organism in Eukaryota, Metazoa, Chordata, Mammalia, Artiodactyla, Balaenopteridae.
AUGAGAAGUCAUAGGACCACCCUACAGCAUUCUCUGUUCACAGUCUUCUCCCAGUUUGGCCUUCUGUAUUCGGUCCGAGUCUUCCCAAACGCAUCAGUGGCCGGUCCUGGGUUCUAUGCCAUCAUCAAAGUUUAUUCAGCAAGGGAUGCCCACAGAGCCCAAAAGGCAUGCGACCAGAAGCAGCUUUUUCAGGCAUCUCCAGUGCAGGUUCGUCUCGGCACCAGACAUAAGGCGGUUCGACAUAAUACGCUUGCCCUGGACAGCUCCAGAUGCCAAGAAUUGGCAAAUUACUACUUUGGUUUCCAUGGGUGGUCAAAAAGGAUCAUCAGGCUUCAGGAUCUUUCUAACCUUGAAGAAAGGGAAAAUGAUGAAAUUGUGACACCACUUCAGAAGCAAAGCCUGAAGUUCUUCUGUGCUUUCAAGGUGGUGUUGCCCUCCCACGAGUGCAGGAGUCCUGGAGUUGGCAUGGCUGAGGAACCUCUGGAGAAGUUGGAGGAAGGGUCAUUGUCAUUCCUUAUGAAAAGGAAGGUAACCCAGAAGCUUGCUAUUCACAAGGCUAUGACAGAUGCAUUCCGGAAACUGCUGAUUGUGGUUUUAGAAAGUGGUAAAAUACCUGUGGCAUAUAGACCCUGUGAAGAGGUCACAGAUGCUAGAACCGAAGAGGAACAACAGGAUUUAAUUCAAGUAUGUGGAGAUAAAAACUCAAGGGGAUACACAGCCAGUGUAGCCAUAAUUCAAAACAACCAGCAGGAUUUGGAAGACUUUGGCAUGUCUACUCAGCUCUGUCAACCUUCGGAAAAUGUGAAACUCUGAAACUGCUUUUGAGGCAGGGAAAUUCUAGGACUUCUCCAAGUCCCGAGCUUUGUCUCUGGCCCCUUAUUUGAAGUUUGGAGAGCAGGAUUGAGGGCCAUCAGUGUACGUCUACAGUUGUGGACACAGGAGAAGACACAGGCCUUUUAGAACUCCCCUCAAAUAGAAUUGCAGGGAUUUGGGAACAAAGUAACUAUGGCCUUAAGUGUGAUUAUGCUACAGUGUUUAAAAACUAUUCAUGCCUUUCAAGUAAGGUAUAUUACCCAGAUCUCAGCAUCUCAUAUAUAUCUGGUGUUAAAUAUUUUGCGGAAGAACCUUUCUGUAAAUCAAUUAUAUGGAUGCCUCGAAUUAGGGAUUAAGUUGUCAACGUAAUUUCUAAAAGAAAACAUUAAUGUACUGCAUAUAGGAUUUUUAUUAAAAAGGAGCAAAAGGGCUUCCCGGGUGGCGCAGUGGUUGAGAAUCUGCCUGCCAAUGCAGGGGACAGGGGUUCGAGCCCUGGUCUGGGAGGAUCCCACAUGCCGCGGAGCAACUAGGCCCGUGAGCCACAAUUACUGAGCCUGUGCGUCUGGAGCCUGUGCUCCGCAACAAGAGAGACCGCGAUAGUGAGAGGCCCGCGCACCGCGAUGAAGAGUGGCCCCCGCUUGCCGCGACUGGAGAAAGCCCUCGCACAGAAACGAAGACCCAGCAUAGCCAAAAAAUAAAUAAAUAAAAGUAUAAAAAAAAAAAAAAAAAAAGGAGCAAAAAAUGUGUUUCAUGUCAUUGAGAGCUUAAUUUGGGGCUAGAUUUCUGAUUAUUUAACUCACCCCAAUGUUGCAAAGUUU